Polistes canadensis is the source of this 2705-nucleotide messenger RNA. RefSeq lists its product as uncharacterized. NCBI's taxonomy places the organism in Eukaryota, Metazoa, Arthropoda, Insecta, Hymenoptera, Vespidae. The transcript is spliced from 4 exons. The coding region runs from base 573 to 1688 and encodes 371 amino acids. The record is from RefSeq and is a predicted model, not a curated record.
UCGAAAUAAGAUACAAGAGCAGCAAGUAAAGAGUCCAGACCUCCUCCCUGUUAGUGUUCGAAGAACGGAAGGAGGUCACCCGGUCACCCAGAUGAGAUUCUUUGCCACGGCCAAUGGCGGGCCACUUCUACAUCCUCCGUGUCCUCUCAACCAAUCCUGUUAGCUUAUUUUAACAGGGAUCACCGUUCGUUCGACGGUGACGAUCGUCAACCGGCAUUGACUCUGUUUGCUACCAGAUUUAAACUACUUCCUUGCCGGGCAGGAUCUCUUUCGGCUUGCCUGCCUGCCUGCCAUCUUUUAUUUCUUUAUUUCUUCUUUCUCUCUCCCUUUUUUUUUUUUUAAUAUCUCUAUCUCUCUUUCUCUACUCUCCAACAGAACGAAGCUUUAUCCUUCGACGCUCGCUCACCAGCCAGUAGAGCCUCGCGUAUCGCGCAAGCGUGCCGUUUCUUCUUCUUCGUCGUCGUCGUCGUCAUUGUUGUCGUUGUCAUCGUUCAAGUUUAAUAUCAAAUUUGGUCUCCAAACAUCACUAUUGAAUAUUCCUAUUUCUUUUUCUUAUCGGUUCUUCCACCAACAUGGCGGUCAGGUUCACGAUUUUCCUAUUUUUCGUCAGCAUCGCUGUUGUCUCAUCAGCUGGAUUGUUCGAGACAUUGCUUUCUUGGGACUUGCCAGAUUCUGAAGCUAGAUCGACUCAAACUCAAUCAAAGUGUCUUUGCCAGACUUCCGGUUGUCUCUGUUGCGUCGACCUGAAUUUAACCGUGACAAUGGACCUCGGUGGUCCGUCUUGUGUAAAUAUCAGGCAAAAGGAACAAAACAUUACAUUGAAUUUAAGCUACGGCGACAAUCCGGUGCACAAUGCGACCAUCAAGAUAGCUGAGGCAGCUAACAAACCAACAUGCAUGAACCUACUAUCGGAUUUGGCGCAAAUUUGUGCAAGAUUCACUUCCGUUAGAUCUGCUGAACAUGGUCACGAUGGUUGUUUGGUGAUCGAGCCAGCGUUGUUGGGUACUCCUCAGGCCACUUAUCAGAUGGGUUGUUUUAAUUUUGACCAGACAGUACGACAAAUAGAAAUGUCCGCUAUUGCCGAAACGACUGAGAACACGGACAACACGGAUGAAGAGGAAGAUGAAGGCAUCAAUACGGACGAGUUGAUAGCAGCUGUAUCGGCUAGUGCUGAACACGGACUUGCUUUAUUUUCUCAAUGGUUAGGAUUAAAUUUGAAUCCAAGAUUAAAUUUCACUAACAGGAAUCCAUUCCACGAACAAUCUCAACAACAACAACAACAGCAACAACAACAACAACAACAACAACAACAACGUCAAGUAGAAAGUGGUGACCAGCAGACAAGAUCUGCUCGGAAUAUGGUGGACAUUCAAACAGACAAAAGUGACGAACGAUUCAAACAACUGCUCAGCGCACAGGAUAACGUAUUAAAAGAAUCCGCAAAAAUUGGUCAAGCGAAUGGUGCGCAUACGACAUUUGUUUAUUCCAGUCCAGUUGGUCUACCAGUUGGUUUACCAGUAGGUUUACCAGUUGGUUUACCAGUUGGUUUACCAGUAGAAAGAGGAAUAACAGAUAAAAAAGGAGAAAUCGAGCCGAUCGAUGAUUCCUUUCAACGUUUGACCGUACCAAAGGAAUCCAGGCGAGGUGGUAGAGCCUAUAGCAUUCAUCAGCAUGUCAACGAGAUUUGAACGAGUUUUCUCAUUCAACCGACACAGGAGUCGUCAAAAGAGGGAUAACCAUGAGUAGAAUUUUUUGUUUAAGUUAGCGCACUCUCUUUGUUGUUCGUUAGUCCGUUGUGCUCUUUAAUCUUUGUUGGGCUGAUCGAUGGGAAACGAGUGGGUGGUUCAAUUAUGUUCGUUCUUUGUUCUUUCUUUUCUUUUUUUUUCUAUUCGCGAGAAAAUAGUAGAAAUCCGAAAAAAAUCAUGCCGAUCUGAAUCGAGCCAGGUCAUUAGGAAUAGAUGUUAGAUAUUGUUAGAAAGUAGGUGCACGAAAUAAUCAGUGUACUCUCUCUCUCUCUCUUUCUCUCUCUCUUUCUCUUUCUCUGUGGAUCGUAAGCUGUUUUAAUCUACGAUCUGCCGGCAAAGUUACCGUCCGUGAAAGAAUUUCUCUUAAACUCGAUUAAAAGCCCCUCCCUCCUGGUCCCCGCACCCCGCCCCCUCCCUCCUCACCUCGCCGAUCUCAAGAGAUCAUUAUAUUGUUAACCCUUUUUUUUUUUUGUUUCGCUUUUUCUACAAGUGUCACGCGUUUAAUACGCUGUGCCGGCCAGCUCAGUCGGUAUGAUCUCUCUUUUCAAUUGUGAUCCCGCUAUUUCUCUUUUUGCUUUCGCAUUUGAAAUCGUUACUACUAACGGUUUCAUCGAUCUUUUUUAUAUAUAUAUAUUUGUAAACACACGCACGCACACGCACACAUGCACUCAAAUAUACACACGUAUGACAACUAAACGCGUGAAAAGUGUCCCUCAAGUGAAACGUGACGAUAAAACUACUUUCUUUUUCGACUUUAUGCAUACAAAUAUACAUGCAAACGUAUCAUGCGCAGAUGCGUAUGUACAUGCAUCAUACACAUACGUGCAUACAUUUAUAGACAAAAGGUACACGUGAUAUGACUUGGGGAAUACUCGAAUAGGUCAUCGUUCUUUCUUCUUCUCUUCUUUCUCUCAACCACACACACACAACCCAUAGUACAUUUAUAUUUUUUUUGUUGUU